CAACGGCUCGGCGGCGAGCGGAAGCAGGUUAAGUGCAUCCGCGUCCCACCGUUUUGCGCCGACGUCCUUUCGUUCUACGUUGACCCCGGAAGCCGGACGUGGGAGCUCAUAGUCAUCGUCUACGUGGUUUGCUCCGUAACGGCUAAUAACGAUUUCACCAGAUCGCCAGAUGGAACUCCGUCCGCGCCGAGUACCUGCCGAGUGUACUUUCUAAAGCGUGACUCAUGCUGUCAACGAGGGGGUAAAAGCUGGAAUGCCAUUCUGGAGAUCCGUCUAGUUUACCAGCCGCGAGCAGUAUUCAGGAUGAUGGAGGAACCACUGAGUCAAGGUGCCUCGCCGGCCAGCGAUGGCAAUUUGACGGCAGGUGGUAGCGGUGAUAUCAAUCCGUCCGCCAUAGCGAACCUGGACGAGAGGCUACUGGACAUCGCGUCGCGGCACACCUUGAAUGUCCUGAAGACGCCACCGACGAGGAAGGCCAAGCGCGUGCGUUUCUUUCGUAACGGCGACAAGUAUUACACGGGAGUGGUGAUGGCGGUGACGCCGGAGAGGUAUCGCAGCUUCGACAGCCUCGCUUCCGACCUGACGCGCGCUCUGGUAUCGAGCGUGACCCUGCCGAAUGGUGUCCGGUCGAUCUACACGAUGGACGGUCGCAAGGUGCAGAGCGUGAGCGACCUGGAGGACGGCAAGUGCUACGUGGUAUCUGGCCAAGGGGAGGUUUUCAAGAAGGUCGAGUACUCGGCGUCCAAGGUUCGACGCGGCAGCUCCCUGUCCGGACUGCCACAGUCACCGGCGGCCGGCGGUGGCGGCGGUAGCGGCGGCGGUACCGGCAGGCAGACCAGCGCCAUUCCGCUGUGCGUGAAAGCGCGCAUCGUGACGCUGAUCCGCCACGGUACCAAGCCGCGCAAGGUGGUGCGGCUGCUACUGAACAAGCGCAAUGCGCCGAGCCUCGAGCAUGCAAUGGAAGCGAUCACGGAGGCGGUGAAGCUCGAUUCCGGUGCGGUGAGAAAAGUAUAUACGCAGUCAGGUCAGCACGUGACUUCGCUCGAGCAAUUCUUCGGAGACGACGACAUCUUCGUGGCGUACGGCCCGGAAAAACCCGGGCAGGAUGAUUUCGAGCUGGAUUUCGAGGAGAACAAGUUCGUGCAGAGCUUCCGCCGUUGCCCGUGGAGUUCGAAGCGACUGGGUGGCCCGAUGCCGCGGAUGCCGAGGAAAUCUGGGAAGAAGACUCUCACCACGCCACAGGUCAGAACCCCUAGCCCAUCGUCAUUGAUACUGCCGCAGCCGUUGAGGCUGCACUAUACCGUGGGGCAUGUCAUCGGAGAUGGAAACUUCGCCGUCGUCAGGCAUUGCACUCAUAAAGCUAGCGGCGCUGAAUACGCAAUGAAAAUCGUGGACAAAUAUAAGUGUCAGGGGAAGGAAACGAUGCUGGCAAGCGAAGUGGCGAUCCUAAGGCAGGUUUGCCAUCCGAACAUAAUCAGCUUAAUUGCGGAACAAGAAACUGCCGAUCAACUGUUCUUGGUGAUGGAGCUCGUUACGGGAGGAGACUUGUUCGACGCGAUUGCCGCGGCAACGAAAUUCUCCGAGGCAGAGGCCAGUGUAAUGAUCGGUCAUUUGACUUCCGCUCUGGCUUAUCUGCAUUCACAUCACAUUGUACAUCGUGACGUAAAACCAGAGAACCUUUUGGUCGAGAUGGAUGGCAGUCACGUUAGGUGCUUAAAAUUAGGCGAUUUCGGGCUCGCACAGGUUGUGCGAGAACCUCUGUAUACGGUUUGCGGUACGCCCACUUACGUGGCACCGGAAAUUCUUAUUGAGAGCGGAUACGGUUUAAAGAUUGAUGUGUGGGCGGCCGGUGUGAUCUUAUAUAUUCUGCUGUGCGGUUUUCCGCCUUUCGUAUCGCCGGAGAACGAGCAACAAGAGCUGUUUGAACGAAUUUUGAGCGGCCAAUAUGAGUUUACAUCACCAUAUUGGGACAACACAUCGGAUUCUGCGAAACAACUUAUCUCAAACAUGCUACAGGCACAGCCGGAGUUACGUUUCAGCGCCGAGGACGUGCUGGAUCAUCCGUGGCUUGCGCAGAGCUUUCUAGGAGGCGAGCAGACCGCAGCAGCAACAGCCACCGACGCAUCGGCGCAGCAAUACCGGAAUCAGCAGUGUAAGCCGAUAAGGCUGGCUACCUUCGAAUUCGACUUCAAAAAGCAACGCAGCCAACGGCAAGACAACGGCGCUGGGACCGAGUGGAAGGACGUCGAUCAUCGUGACGUCGCAGACUCCAUCGAUAUUCAGCAGAGGGCGGGGCAGCAGGGUCGCGAUGAGAUUGACUUCGCUAAUGGCAAUUACAACGAGGGCGAGCCGUUGUCUUUCAGUCCUGAUUACCUCAAGGACAUCGAUAACCUCAGUCGGUCUAUGCACGAACUGAUCGACAAUCUGAACGACAACAGAACGUCGCGACGCCGUCUCAAGUCGCGAAGUGCCGCCUCGUCGCUCAACAGUAUCCCCGAGAAUCUGUCCUGCAAUUAUCACAGCAGCUCGUCGAUCCACCGCGACGAUAUCGCGGAUAGAACUGCGGCCACGCCCGAGAACGUUCAGGGCGAUCGGAAGAACGGAAACUCGUCUAGCGAGUCAAAAUACUCGAGUUGCGAGACACCCAAAUCGACCAAGUCCUCCGCACCGAGUUGGCACAACAGGCACAACCGCGGGAGUCUGUACGGCGCUAAUCGCGACGGCAGUUUCGACACCGACGACUUCCGCAACAGCAACGCGACCGCGUCGACGUCGAGCGACAGCUUGACCGGCGGCAGCUCGACCGGCAAUGACAUCGAGACGUCCGACAGUUUCGUGAACAUCCAAUUCGCGCGGCUGGCACGCGGGCAGAAGUCGAGCUCAACGCAGAGCAUGGAAUCGACCGACAGUUUCGAAAACGUGAGCUUCCGGUAUACGGGCAAUGCGAAUAAUCGACCUUCGCAGAUCCCCUUGAAACUCGCAAUCAAUCCGGACAAGAACAAGUCCCCUUCGAAGCUGCUGCAAACUCGAAUCGCCGCAUUGAACAUGUCGAAGUUGCCCAAGCUCGACAAUCGGCCCGAUAGGAAGAACCAUAACAGCCUAAGAGCCCAAGAAACGGGCAAAUGUACAAAAAACGAGUCAGUGAAGUUGCGACACGAGAGGUACGUUAACAAGAAGAGUCAGAUGAACGUCAGGAGCAAGAGAUACAGCUGCUUCUCGCCGUGCGUGACGAAGAGGACGCCCGAAGAAGUCGGUGGCGGCGAUGGCAAGGUUGCGCAACGGAGGUUCAGCUCGACGGACGAGUUGCGGGACCAGAACGAGCAGCGACAGCAAAAACCAGCAGCGCGGACGAAACGCUUCAGCUUGUAUUACACGCCGCCACCGCCGCGCAAAACGUACCACAGCGAGGCGAAAGUCGGGAAAGUCGCGGUCAAGCCGAUCGGUCGCGUCCACAAGUCCGAGGCGCAUAAAGUAAGGAACAGCCAGGAAGCGGAGAGGACGGACAAGAGUCGCAGAUCGGUGGUGGACGCCUCAACGGUUGCCAGCAGGAGCAAGUCUAACAGGCAGAACGUUCACGCGAGGCCGAGUGUCGUGUUGAAUGCGAACAGGACGAAGUGAUGACGGGUGGCGAAGGAACGAGGUGAUUCACCAACGGGGACGCGCAGUUUACUCGUAACAUAAAAUUGAGAAAUGAAAUCCAAAGUCCAACGUAAUUAACUUUUUACGAAUGAGUGUGAGGACGGUCGGCCGACUGCUCCUGGGUGUGUUACGGGACGAUGAGGCUGAAAGAGCAGGCCUCGGCGAAGACUAUCUUCCACCAGAAGCACUGUAUAUGCGUUGAGAAAGAUCUGUGUCACUUCGAGUUUGACUAAAUUGCAAGUGGAAUUAUGAGAAAGUAGAGGUAGCGAGUCUCGAUAUUUUGCGAGUUUGGAAACGAUCGUUACAUUUAUUCCAGUUCUUCAUUUUUUAAUUCUUCUCAAAUAAUUAAAUUAAGAAAUAUAUUAACGCCAACGAAGAGCAUCAUAAUUUUAAAAUUGUUGAAUUUUUAAGAAUUCAUUUGGGUCUUAAACAAUUGUGCGACGUUCCUUUUUAGAUCUGCAAAGAGAAUUAUCGUGUAACUUGUUUUUAUACAUUUAAUAAUGAAAUGAGAAAAUGAUUCUGAGUAAAAAUACAUGAAAAUAUAUUUAUGGUACUUUUUGUUGGUGUUACCAAGAUCCUUAAACUCUACUGGUUAUCUGAUGCAGUAAGCGAGGUGACACAAUUUUUUUCCAACUCGUAUAUAUUUCCAUAGAAUUCCUAUUCAUGAUCGGAUGGCCGAGAGAAAGAGACCAAAGACAAAUUAUCGUGCAAUGCCGACAUUUUUCUUAAGAUUAGAACGAUCGGAAAUUUAUAACUGCGAAAAUUGCACUCAUCAGUGUUAACUCCCAGAAUCGAUCUGGACAUUCUGGCAAUAAAUCCUGGUUAUGAUGCGUCCCUUUUUAGACAUUAUCCUUAGUUGUAGAAUAGGAGGAGUAUAAUAUCUAAUCAACCGCGCGAUUAGCGACGUUGAUGUAAGCGGUUCUGAAUCGUCCGGGAUUGGAAGGAGAUUGGCGACAGCAGCGUUGAAACGACGGUGGGUCGAUAAUGAAUGACAAUGAUUAGGAGUAGCACAGGUGAGCUGCGAAUAGCGAGUUAAGAACAAAACAUGCCAAAUGCAUUUAAGUAGGUUAUUUUGUAUCGGAUGUGUACGUAAGUCUAGCUAAGCUAGUAGAUAAAGCGCAGACGAGGCAUGGUAUCCGACCCUUUCGGUUCCCCGCGAUGUGAAGGAAAUUUUAACAGGACUCACGUUAGUUAACAAUUUUACGGCAAUUCUUUUAGCGUGCUUUAUUUAUAUUUAUUGCUUGCAGACCCCGUUUUUAAUAAAAAAAAGUAAGUGUUUUUCCAGAUAGAUUUUAGGCUGAAAGAUACCAAAUACUUUCCUGAAAAUGCAGGGCCGAAAGGGAUAACUAGAUGGUAUGUGGGAGAGCUACGCUUCAUUUUCGAGGAGAUCGCGAGUGAUUGGUCUUAAUAACGCGAACAGUUUUGUAACGAGCAGCAAAGGGCAACGGACGAUUUCGAGAUGGCGGAUGUGAGGGUGGCGCGUGUGCCAAAUUCGCGCUUGAGGAAAAGCGAAAAGGAGAUAAUUAUUUUUGUAAAGAGGGGAGGAGGACAGAAGUAGAGGCGAAAUCGCGCUAGAGCAAUAAUUGUAAAACUUUAUGAACGAACAGUGCACGCGCUGCAAGAAGGCGGAGAAAGAGAGAGACGACCAAUUAUUCAAAUUAUUUUUGUAGGCGUUGAUAACUCGAGCGAUUUUCAAUAGGGAGAACCGUUACGCGAGAUCGUCGAUUCGACGAGAAAGAGACCACUUUAAUGUCGCCCUUUGUCGCUCGCUCGUUGUAAAUUUAAUGAUCUCACCUAUCGUCGCGGCGGUCCUCCGACGACUUUUGUAACGCGUGAUCGUGAUCGUGAGAUAUCCGUCGACAAAUUGUGUACAUAAUCGUAAUGACGUGUGCGUAAAGCUCGAUUGCUCGUGAAAACGAUAAAGAACAGCGCAGUUACUGUGAUCCGUUCGCUCGUCAUUCGUUUAUCCCGAGCGUUCCCUCGGAUGACCGCGGGAUUCCGAUUUUUAGAAUUUAUUUCGCGAAUUUAUUAUUUAAUAAAGCGACGGUAAAGCAUUUUUGUUUCUCGUUCGCUUGCGUUCCGUUGCUUCGUUUCCUGAAUAUCGUAAUAAGCGUACCGAACCGCGCGCGAUUUACAGUAGUUUGUAGGUUUUAAACGUGAUUUACGCCAAAUAUUAAGAUGCAUUAACUAGCUAUUUAUAUUAUAUUAUAUAUUAUAAUUAUUAAUAUUAUUAUUAUUAUAUUAUAUUAUACACGUAUAUACAUAUAAAUAUGGUACUCUCUCAUGUGGAAACAAGUCUCAUAUCGAUAUCACGCGUUCCAUUCUUCGUAUCUGUUGUACCCGUGUAUCUGUUUCGUUUGCGAUUUAUAAAAAUGGAAGUUAAAAAGCAAGUGCAACUCACGCAACUCAUGUCAGUUUUACAGCGUUAAUUUCAUGUUUGUUCUUUUGCAACCUGCACUGUUUAUCAAAUACGAUUAAUAAAGCUUUUCCCGAUAAUUCUCGAAAUCAUUCAUUAAAGACGUUUCGCAAAAUGCCGAUUAAUUGUAAUUAAUUAAUAAUAUUUGCAUUACGGAUAUAAUUAAUAUAUGAUAGUCAUAAAUAUUAAUUGCAUAUUGUAUUACAAUAUGCAAUUAAUAUUAUCUUUGAUUACAAACAUGCGAUUAAUCGGAUUUUAGAAACGUAUUCGAUGAAUCCACUGAGAGCAACUAGUACGUACAAUAAUUUAUUGUUAAAUAUUUCACGCGUUUUCGUGUUUUGUUUGAAGUUUAUGAUCUUUGAUGGAGUUCAAGUUUCGAUUAAUCGAGAUUUCUGAAUUUGUUGGAUCUACCGAGACGUAAUUUACGUGAAUUUUCCUCUUGCAGGAGUUUUGCGAAUUAGCAGAUUAAAUUAUAACAUGCACUCUACUACGGUUGAUGAUAUCGAGACGCGAUCGGUGUUCGUAUGAUGCUUGAGAAAGAGAGUGAGAGUUUUUACUUUAUUACUAUUCCAAUCAUUCGAAAUUAUUAAGCGGCGCACAUAUGCACGUCAUCAUCAUUAUCAUUAUCAUAAAUGCACCAGCAAAUAUUUAAUGUACUGCCACGAAGCUUAUUAUACUUAUAUUGGAAAAUAUAAUUGCGAAAUUUUACGUCCACCGCAUCUGUGUUUCAUUCUUUUCACCGUUUCGACGUCUCUUUCUGCUUGCUUUUCGUCGUCUGAUACAGUAAAAUUACAACAGUAUCAGUUAUAAUCUAACACAAUUAAAUGUGUAAUUUUUAUUCCUUGGUUUUGUGCUACUGAAGAGACAAUCGUAUGAUUUGUCAAUUAUACGUAUUCAUAUUCAAAAUUAUAUUGUAAAAUCAUUUAUCACAAAGCAGUCAUCUUGGUUUUAUGUCAGAAGCGAGGAGUGACACGGUGUAAGAUUCUUGCGUUUUAUAGCUUUAUUUUCUAAUUUUUCCCCAUAAAAAUAAUUUUGUAAUCUUGAAACUUGUAAUCUAGAAUGUGCCGAAAACUCUCUGUCCAAUGGAUUUGGUAGAACUGUAAAAUAAUUUCCGAAAUAAGAAUAAUUUUUAAGUUA
Ooceraea biroi (clonal raider ant) is the source of this 7192-nucleotide messenger RNA. RefSeq names its product serine/threonine-protein kinase GL21140. The record is from RefSeq and is a predicted model, not a curated record. Gene Ontology annotation, biological process: intracellular signal transduction; protein phosphorylation. Lineage: Eukaryota; Metazoa; Arthropoda; Insecta; Hymenoptera; Formicidae. Gene Ontology annotation, molecular function: protein kinase activity; ATP binding.